Ostrinia nubilalis (European corn borer) is the source of this 744-nucleotide messenger RNA. RefSeq names its product dynein regulatory complex subunit 7-like. NCBI's taxonomy places the organism in Eukaryota, Metazoa, Arthropoda, Insecta, Lepidoptera, Crambidae. The coding region runs from base 55 to 675 and encodes 206 amino acids. Gene Ontology annotation, biological process: flagellated sperm motility. Gene Ontology annotation, cellular component: motile cilium. The record is from RefSeq and is a predicted model, not a curated record. The transcript is spliced from 4 exons.
CCCUGCGCCGCCUUACCCCGGCCUCUAAACGUAUACUACGCACUCUGCGACAACAUGACCUGGGAGUACAAGACCACCAAGCACAUCCGCGACCGCGAGACCGACAUCAACGGGUACCUGCGGCAGAGGCACAAGGAGCUGACGGAGCCGAUGCUGUAUGUGGCGCUGUUUGAUACUGAGAGGAACGAGGCGGCGAAGAAGGGCUGGAAAGAACAGGAAACCCAAAAAGCCGAAGUGACUGAACGAGAGAAGGAGGCCGAGAUUGAUCCUCUGGCGCCGUACCUCGCUCGCAUGUUCGGAACUGGCCGCGGCACCGGCGCUCCGCUUACCGUCAAGGAGGCGACCUUGGUCAGGGAGCAGUGCAUCAACGACUUUAAGGCCAAACAGCUGGUACGACAGAACUUGGUGCAGGAGCGGUUUGAUAAGCUCAAUUCGGAGUACAAGGCGAAGAGGCUGUGGUACCUGGCCAACCAGUUUAUACUUACGCCUGAAAAGGAGAGCGCUUACUUCGCGGCCAGUGCCGAACUGGCGUUCAGCGUUCACACGCUAGAGGUGCGGCUGACGAGGCACAAGGACCUGUCAGGCCCCAGGUUCAAGAUGCUGGAAGAGUAUCUGGACAAGCACCCGUUGCUGCGAGACUACAACCGCAUGAGGCACUAUUACAAAUACAAAUAAUUUGUAUUAUAUUGAUACACUGAUCUAGGCUGGCUUUUGUAGAGACGCCAGCAUUUUUCAUCAAUCGAA